Molecule: messenger RNA, 654 nt
Organism: Pyrus x bretschneideri (Chinese white pear)
Lineage: Eukaryota; Viridiplantae; Streptophyta; Magnoliopsida; Rosales; Rosaceae
Product: casparian strip membrane protein 2-like
Exons: 3
Coding region: 1-654 (217 amino acids)
Source: RefSeq, a predicted model, not a curated record
AUGGAAUCGAAAAAGAGUGGAGAAGUAGUAGCCAUUAGUACCGGCGAAAAGGCGAAUUACAGUGCCAAAGGAAAGGCUGCUGAAGGUGCUCCUCCUGCUGCUGCUGCUGCAGUCACCGCAAAAGCUACAAAAAUCAGGACUAUGGGAGGAGGAUGGAAAAAGGGUCUGGCGAUCAUAGACAUUGUGCUGCGGUUUGGUGCCGGUUCAGCUGCUGUUGCUGCGGCUUACACUGCAGGGAAUACUGAACAGAUUCUUCCUUUCUUCACACAGUUCUUCCAGUUCCAUGCUGAGUAUAAUGAUCUUCCAACUUUCACGUUUUUUGUUGUUGCAAAUGCAGUAGCUGUGGGAUACAUAGCGUUCUCCUUGCCCUUCUCUAUAAUCUGCAUUAUUCGACCUCAUGCAAUAGGGCCAAGGCUACUACUCGUUAUCCUUGACACGGUGAUGGUUGCUCUAAUCAUAGCUGCCGAUGGCGCUUCAUCUGCAAUUGUGUACUUGGCGCAUAACGGGAACAUGAACGCAAACUGGCUUGCUAUUUGCAGGCAAUACAACGACUUCUGCCAGGCACUCAGUGGAGCUCUUGUGUCUUCAUUUGUCGCAGCAGUCUUUUUUAUGUUUCUGGUUGUGAAUUCUACUUUCGCUCUUAAAAGAAAAUGA